Molecule: messenger RNA, 2726 nt
Organism: Liolophura sinensis
Lineage: Eukaryota; Metazoa; Mollusca; Polyplacophora; Chitonida; Chitonidae
Exons: 6
Coding region: 199-1701 (500 amino acids)
Source: RefSeq, a predicted model, not a curated record
AGCGUCAAACAGAUUCCCUCAAUUUCUACAGCGUCAUACUAUGGCGUCAUACUGUUCUGCUAUGACGCCAUUUUGUUGACGUCGGCUAAACCGUCGUCCUUUCAAACUGACCCAAUUGAACCAUGGACGGAAUGUAACACCCAAGUGAUAGUUCGUAAUUGCCACGCGAAUACUGUAAACGUCUUUGAUUGUCAAACCAUGAGAGUGGGUUGCGGUGUCUUUGCUGUUGCAGUAUGGAUUGUGGUGUUUUCUAUGUGCACUCGUGGUGAAGAUUGCCUGAAGUAUCCUGGAGACGUUGGAAGGAAAGAGAAAGGCAUCCCCGAUACACUCGGCAAAGUUGUCACCAAUAUUCUGAACUCGGCGGAACUAGUUCGGAGCGGUUCAGAGAAGACCCAAUCGCCGGAUAAACAUAGUUGUAUCUCUUCCUUCUGGAAUCAAGUCCGUAUUGCUUCCGUCGCGAUACCGGCGUGGGUUUCGGCAUUUUGGUAUGAUGCCUACAAUCAAGUCACAAAUCUACGCUGUGGGAAAGCUGUGCUGGAGUUUGCCAUGGGGUUUGGUCUCACCAGCCUAGUGCUUUGUUUGGUGUCAUGCUUGAUGGGUGGAUUUGAUGGGUGCAGUUUUUAUGACCUUCUCUCCGUAAAAUCUCGGAAAAAUGAAGAUGAACAGCUUACACAUUUGGGUCAAUCUCAGGAAGAUCAAAACACAACAAAUAGAGAUGAACCCGGCACAGUCCAAGAGGACACAAUCGGGUUGGAAGACUUUGAGUACGUCUUAGAGGGAGUACCGGUGGCACAGAUAGGAAACUCCGGGGAAGGGCCGGCUAGCGCUGUUACCCAACAAGCUCUUCCAUUUUCUGGCGAUUUGCACCGAACGGCAGCAGCUCCAGAUUUGAACCGAAUAGCCACUAGGUCAAUAAAUUCAGAGACGGAAGAUCUGAUUGAAGAUAGGGAGGAAAGGACCAUUAACGAUGCUCCUCGACUUGGGCUAAGACCAUUCCGUCCACCGCCUCCAACAGUUAAGGUCUAUAGUCUACACAAACCACAGGAGAUACCAAAUGAUAUCUUGAGUGCCUUGUUGUGCCUGAGGAAAAGCUGUAAUCACGACCAUUCCAAGAUACGGUUGAUCGGCUCUAAAGUAAUUGUCUAUGGGGCGAAAUCCCCACGCUACAGAGCUAAACGACGGCCUCACAGACACAGUAGAGAGGGCAGAUCGCCCUGGGUGCACAGGGAACCAUUUACCGUCGUCGGGGAGCAGGUCUUGUCUGACGAGUUUGAGUUGGAAGAGGACCUCACGUCGGUGUCCACUCAGACAGAGACAGCAACAACACCCCCUACAUCCGUUAUCAUCCGGACAGAGGCUUUCUUGCAAGAUGAAAACUACGAGUCGACGCCUUACUUUCGAGGCAGCAUGACGGGUACUUUACUCCUGGCCAAGGACAGUUUUGAUACUAAAUUCGUCGGUGGAAGCUGGAAUCAGUUGUGUCAAACCAGGUCAAGGGAUAUUCCUUCUCAGUACUCAAACGUGCGCGAAUCCAUUGUGAAAUCGCGCCCAGACAUUGCUGAUCUUGACGAUCAUUUUGCAGACCUUCACGAGAAACUGGAACUCCCCAGGCGAAUUCGACAAUUAAAGAAGAGGGUAUUCCCGAUCCAGACACAAUCGAACCCGGUAAAUUUUUCUUCAUCAAAUCGGAGGGCUGUCUGAAGAGCUCCGUUGCAGAUUCCAGUUUAGAGCCAUCGUCAACACAGUGUUAUCAACAAGAGGAAGUCAGUCACAAUUUGAACAAAUCCGUGGACAAAAUGGAUUUCGAUUUCAAUCGUUCACAUGACACAGUGAACUGUACUCCAAGUCCGACGCUGAGACUAGCUCGGAGCCUCACGUACACGGGAUCAAAUACGUUGCGGCUGUCUUUGUCGCUGUGAGUAGAAAUCUUGAAGGACAGUUUAAAAGGAGUUUUACGAGAGGCUCUCCCUGAUCGUUGCCGACAUAGCCUGGAACAAAUACUCACGCUACACAUCACGAUCCCUCGGAGAUCUACGAGAGCAGAGAGAAGCGCCAUCUAGAAUUAACAAAACUGUAUAAAGGGAGAUAACUUCCGUACUUUCUGCCAACAUAUGUAUGAUGUAAUAGCGUCCUUCAGCGCUUGAAUAUAUGUUUUUAAAAAAACCAAUGUAUUAUUUUCGGUUGUUGUUUGCUUACCACGUGGAUCUGCGUAUAUCGUGACAAUCGUGUGUAUUGAUCAAAAUGUUUAAAUGUUGUAAAUAAAGUUAAUACACGUUUGUAACAGCUAUUAAAACCCCACGGGUAUUACAAAUUAUGUACAAGGGGAAUUUUUUGGUGUUCACUGACGAUACCUUGCACAACCCAUAAAUGUGAUCGCCGUCAACCCUUCUUAAGUAUGGCCUUAAACUCCCGCCAAAUACUCUAAUAGCACUGUAUAUUUGCACUUGAAACAAAUAAUUCCAUUGUUAUAUGUGAUUCCGUAAUUCCGUAGGUCAAACAAUGUCCAGGCAAUAAAUUAUGUGAUUGAUUGCUUUCCAAUAUCACAUGGAAAGAGAUACGACAUCAAUGAAAGAGCGGAUGGAAUUGGUUUUCAGGGAUGUGCGCCAAACAACAUGACUGCCAGAGAUAUCUCUGUUUCCCAGUUGGUUAACUGUAUACUGAGAGUGACUCAAGAACAUUGUGACUGAUUGCUUUCAAGUUUGGACAAUGCGUGUGUAACAUCAUUU